Molecule: messenger RNA, 1497 nt
Organism: Chanos chanos (milkfish)
Lineage: Eukaryota; Metazoa; Chordata; Actinopteri; Gonorynchiformes; Chanidae
Product: chemokine-like receptor 1
Exons: 2
Coding region: 178-1218 (346 amino acids)
Biological process (GO): complement receptor mediated signaling pathway; phospholipase C-activating G protein-coupled receptor signaling pathway; inflammatory response
Cellular component (GO): plasma membrane
Molecular function (GO): complement receptor activity; G protein-coupled receptor activity
Source: RefSeq, a predicted model, not a curated record
UAUUUUUAAAUAAUGUUAAUGUGGAAACUUGCCAAGGGUGGAGCUUGUUGUGCAAAGGAUGAAGCAAAUAUAGAAGUGAGAGUCAAAGACCACAUAUAUACAGCUCAGCAGGGUUCUCAGUGACACAGCUCUUUGGUCACAGUCAGCGUCAGGGAGGCCUCAGACGCUGCUGAUACAAUGGAUGAUAUAUCUAUUGAUUAUGAUUUCAAUUAUGACGACAAUUACACUUAUGAGAACUUAUCGACUGAUGAGAUCACCCUUCACAAAAAUCACACAACCUGUUUCCACGAGCCGAUCUGUGCCAUUCUGGUGCUGGUGAACGUGAUCAUCUUUGUCCUCGGGGUGUGUGGGAACGGACUGGUGAUCUGGAUCGCCGGCUUUAAGAUGAAGAGGACGGUCAACACCACCUGGUACCUCAGCCUGGCCGUGUCCGAUUUCAUCUUCUGUCUCAGCCUCCCUCUCAACAUCUAUUACAUGGCCACCACUCACUGGGUCUUUGGCCUCUUCAUGUGCAAGUUCACCUCCUUCAUCCUGUUCCUCAACAUGUUCAGCAGUAUUCUCCUCCUGGUCGUCAUCAGCGUGGACCGCUGUGUUUCCGUCAUGUUCCCAGUGUGGGCGCAGAACCAUCGCGGUUUACGUCUGGCUUCCGGAAUAGUUGUCCUGGCUUGGAUCAUCUCUGCAGCUUUCAGCUUUCCAUCUAUCGUAUUCCGAGAUCUUCUCACACACAUUGGUCAAACUCGCUGUUACAACAACUACAAAUCCCGUGAGCAUUACCAUGAACUGGUCGCCUUCAGCCGAUUUGUUUUUGGCUUCUUGCUCCCGUUCCUGAUCAUCAUCUCCUGCUACUCCAUCAUCAUCGUCAAACUGCGAGCCAAUCAGAUGGCCAGAUCUUCAAAGCCAUUCCGGGUGAUGACCGCUCUGGUUGCCACAUUCUUCCUGUGCUGGAUCCCAUAUCACACCUUUGUGCUGAUGGAACUGAACCAUAAGAAUCACUCUGGGUUUGUUCAGAAUGGACUGCAGUGGGGGACAGUGAUGGCCACUGCCAACAGUUUCCUGAACCCAGUUUUAUACGUGUUCAUGGGCAAUGAUUUCAGACAGAAGUUUAAAAACUCCAUCAUGUCCAAGAUCGAAAACGCCAUGGGGGAGGAGGGGCGAACCAUCAGCCGUUACCUGUCUCGCUCUAGCUCCGUGGACACGCGGGCGUCCACCCACAUCUGAACAUCAGGACUGGACACAGACGAUCUGGCCAAAUUCCUCAAGCUUCAAAGCAUGUACACCCAGCUGCAAAAUCUACACUCCACUUUGAACUGAGUAUAAUAUCAUUCAAAUUUCUUUGUCAGCUAAUGGAUGCAUUUGUAGUUGUACGGGAUAAAAACAAGUAUACCUUGAGUAUUCUUAUUAAACACAUUUACAGACUGCACAUUUUUCAGUGUGUUGGAUGUAGACAUUGGGGAAAUUGUUUUAUAGUUGAUUCCUGCUAUGAAUCUUAGAGUGUAA